Plasmopara halstedii is the source of this 285-nucleotide messenger RNA. RefSeq lists its product as uncharacterized. The transcript is spliced from 2 exons. The record is from RefSeq and is a predicted model, not a curated record. Lineage: Eukaryota; Oomycota; Peronosporomycetes; Peronosporales; Peronosporaceae. Bases 1 to 285 code for a protein of 94 amino acids.
AUGGCAGCCAAUUGUCCGCCAAAAGUAAAGUCUCCCGAGCAAUUCUCUGGCAAUUGCAGUCUAGAUGAUCAAAUAAUAAAUGCAAGGAGUGGAAUCGGAGUUUCCCAUAAACAGAGUCAACCUCCAACAGCUGAGUCCCACGUACCGAAAGCUCUACAAUAUACAAAAGACACAGUUAUUUCGGAGCAUUUCACCCUAAGCCUAUGGCACUCGAGGCUUCCCGCGAGUGGGUCGUCGAUCAACCUCACGGGAAGCCCAAUAUUUACACCUUUUAGCCAAGAGUGA